Molecule: messenger RNA, 7898 nt
Organism: Rhineura floridana
Lineage: Eukaryota; Metazoa; Chordata; Lepidosauria; Squamata; Rhineuridae
Gene: SLCO5A1
Product: solute carrier organic anion transporter family member 5A1
Exons: 10
Coding region: 762-3386 (874 amino acids)
Biological process (GO): sodium-independent organic anion transport; transmembrane transport
Cellular component (GO): membrane
Molecular function (GO): protein binding
Source: RefSeq, a predicted model, not a curated record
GCCGACACAGCCGCUUGGAGACGCGUCUCCUCACAAAAGAGCGAGGAGGGGAGGGAGUGCGCCUGCGCGCUUUACUUGGCCUCGCUUCUGGAGACAGGGGAAACUCCGCAUUGAGUGUCAGGCCGGGUGAGGAAGGGAAGGGAGUUUAAGGGGAGACGCUUGGGCUCAUUACCUGCAGACGGGAACCAUCUGGCUAGAGUUGGUGCUGCUGGCUUUCUGUCCUUCUGCCUCUCCCGCCCCUCCAUCUCCCCUCCCAGCUUCCCACAGAUACAAGCAAGCGAGCUGUAUUGGUAGAUUUGCCAUCUGAAGGCUUUUAACUGGAGACAGGGAGAAGACGUCCACCGGGUCUGCAGCCUGGUGGCCAAUGAUGCAGGUGGUCAGGGACUCUCUUCCAGAGUGGCUGGGCUUUGCUAGGAAUUCUGUCACUUUGUCGCUGCUAAACGUGGCCAAUUAAUCCACGUGGGAAUGUGCCUGCAGAAAAGGGAGAGGCCCAGUCCAAUUUGUUUAUAGCACAGCUGCUGGCAGAGUGGAACAGGUCCCUAAGCAGUGCUAAGAAGGAUGGAGCCACAAAAGAAUCUGCUGGACACGUGCUCUGAUGCAUUGAUGUGACAGUGUUGAAUUGUAAGCUCCCUUAUUCCAGAGUGGCUGGGACUGGUUUUGAAAGCCACAGGGAAUGCUUGAAAAGGCAGCAACUAUUUUCAACAAGAUUAUGCAUUUGAUUGGAAAUUGGUAACUCAUCCCAAGCCACACUUGUGAUCAGCAUGCUUUUGUCAAGUAUCACAAAGCAGCAGAACCACCAGCGCCCCAGUUCUCUUGGGGGAGAGCAGCCAGAAAAGCAAAAUGAGAGCUUCAGGUCCAAGAGCUUACCGGUGCUGAAUGGAUCUGUUCCACAGAUUAACACCUCACAGAGUGCUCUCAUUGCAGCCAAAAGGAACUUCUUGCAGAGCUUCCAGGGGGGGGUUGAUCAGAGGUGUGGCCUUGUCCCUGACACAUUAGCACAUCACAACAAUGUUGCUGCUGCUACUGCUUCUUCUAGGACUAUGUUGUCUUUUACAGCUUCCAGUUUUUCAAGAAUUGGGAGUUUUGCUGAAAGAACAGGCUGCAAUAACUCUACUGGCGUGAGUAAAGGGGUUUCACCAGCUUCUACUCUGCUAGCAAUCCCAGGUAGAAAAUUUCUCAACAUAGUAUUGAUAGACUCCCGGUUCUUUUUGGUAUGCAUGUGCUUCCUGACUUUCAUCCAGUCCCUAAUGGUCUCUGGCUAUCUGAGCAGUGUUAUCACCACCAUUGAAAGGAGGUACAGUCUGAAAAGUUCUGAGUCUGGACUGUUGGUCAGCUGUUUUGAUAUUGGCAGCCUGGUGGUAGUGGUUUUCAUCAGUUACUUUGGGGGGCGAGGGCGAAGGCCUCUGUGGCUUGCUGUCGGUGGUUUUUUUAUUGCACUUGGGGCUGCCAUGUUUUCUUUACCUCAUUUCAUCUCUCCACCAUAUCAGAUCCAGGAACUAAACUCCUCUGUCUCUAAUGAUGGCUUAUGCAUGUCUGGCAAUAACUCAGUCAAAGACCAUGUGGAGUCGCCAGCAUGUUUCAUGGAUUCAGGUGGAAAUGACCACUCACUCUAUGUAGCUUUAUUUAUUUGUGCCCAAAUUCUUAUUGGCAUGGGCUCCACACCCAUCUAUACGUUGGGACCAACCUACUUGGAUGAUAAUGUCAAGAAAGAAAACUCAUCGCUUUACUUAGCCAUCAUGUAUGUAAUGGGAGCUCUUGGUCCUGCAGCAGGAUAUUUAUUAGGAGGAGUUCUUAUUGGAUUUUAUGUGGAUCCUAGAAGUACUGUUUAUAUUGACCAGAGUGACCCUCGUUUCAUUGGGAACUGGUGGAGUGGAUUUCUCCUUUGUGCCACUGCAAUGCUUCUUGUUAUACUCCCAAUGUUUACUUUCCCCAAAAAGCUUCCACCUCGACACAAGAAGAAAAAGAAGAUGCACUCUGAUGAUGUUUUAAGUGAUGAUGACAUUGUGAAAGAGAAAGCAAACAGCAAAAGUCAGGUAGACAAUGAAGUUCCUGCUUCAAUGGGAUUUGGAAAGAAUGUUAAAGAACUUCCAAGAGCAGCUGUCAGGAUCUUAAGCAACAUGACAUUCCUUUUUGUGAGUUUGUCAUACACAGCUGAGAGUGCCAUUGUUACUGCUUUUAUUACCUUCAUUCCCAAGUUCAUCGAGUCACAGUUUGGCAUCCCAGCUUCCAAUGCUAGCAUCUACACUGGUGUGAUUAUUGUUCCAAGUGCUGGUGUUGGCAUUGUCCUAGGGGGUUACAUUAUAAAAAAACUCAAACUCAGUGCAAGAGAGUCUGCAAAAUUGGCAAUGAUCUGCAGUGGUGUGUCUUUGCUGUGCUUUUCAACACUCUUCAUUGUUGGAUGUGAAAGCAUUAAUCUAGGGGGGAUAAAUAUACCAUAUACCACUGGUCCUACACUCACCAUGGCACAUAGGAAUCUGACUGGUAGCUGCAAUGUCAACUGUGGCUGCAAAAUCCAUGAAUAUGAACCUGUGUGCGGGUCAGAUGGAAUCACAUAUUUCAACCCUUGCCUGGCUGGUUGCGUCAGCAGUGGAAAUCACAGCAGAGGGAUAAGAAAUUAUACAGAAUGUGCCUGUGUCCAAAGCAGACAAGUUAUCACACCACCGACAGUUGGACAGCGCAGCCAGCUAAGAGUGGUGAUCGUCAAAACAUAUCUCAAUGAGAAUGGUUAUGCUGUAUCUGGGAAGUGUAAUCGGACCUGCAAUACACUCAUCCCGUUCCUCGUUUUUCUCUUCAUAGUUACACUUAUUACGGCAUGUGCCCAGCCAUCAGCAAUCAUAGUAACGCUCAGGUCUGUGGAAGAUGGUGAGAGGCCUUUUGCACUUGGAAUGCAAUUUGUUUUAUUAAGAACCCUUGCAUACAUUCCUACUCCAAUUUAUUUUGGAGCUGUCAUUGACACUACCUGCAUGCUGUGGCAACAGGAGUGUGGCGUGCAAGGCUCAUGCUGGGAAUAUGAUGUGACGUCAUUUCGUUUCGUCUACUUUGGUCUAGCAGCUGGUCUCAAAUUUGUUGGAUUCCUGUUCAUUUUCCUUGCUUGGUACUCCUUGAAAUAUAAAGAAGCGAAGCUGCAAAGGCAGAUGUGGAGGGGGUCACCUAUCAACACAGUGAGCGAGGUGGUGGGAAACACUGGAGCUCAACAAAACUAUGCACGGACUAGAUCCUGCCCCACUUUUAGCUCUCAAAGCGAGCAUGCUGAAGAUGCUGGUCUGACAAUAGGAGUACAUUACAUAGCACAGACCUAUCCUGGCCUCCUUAUAGAAGCAAUAAAUGCUCCAGUUGAAAAGGCUCCAGAAGAGGCCACUCCUGAGAUACAGGACCCUCCUUUUUAGUAACCUCAAAUUUGGUUUGCUGGUCAAUUUUUAUGUAUGGGGCCUUUUGAAACACCUGUGCCUUCUUUUCUUAACCUGAUCUGUAACAGAUAACAAACCAACAAAGCUUAAUGCACAGAGCCAUGACGUAUCUGAGGGCUGGAUACCUCAAAACAACCCAGGUAGCUCUUUCUUCCCUUUUGGGGAAGGGAGUUUUAAAGUAUGUUUGUAAGUAUUUCAGCUGUGUCUGUUAAAUCCCCUAGUUCCAGGCAAAUGUUAAAAGGUCAGAGAUCGUAAAUGGCAAGAGUCCUGACAGAAAUGCAUACAUUCCUGAUAACAAAAAAAAAAAUGCAUCCACAACUCUUGGACUGGGGAGGAAUAAGUAAUUAUUUUGAUUUCUGGUUCAAAGCACAACGAAAACUUCUCUCAGCUAUGCAACUUGGAUUGAAUAACUUUUUUGUUCUGUGUAUUUAUUUUUUUCUCAGUCACCUCAUUUGAAGUAGAAAAGGGUGGAGCCAUAAAAUGUAAAGCUACGCAAUAUGUCCUUUUUAUUCUGUUUUAAAUAAAAACUACUUAAAACCUUAAAAGCGCAGUUAAAUAUACCAGGUACUGUCUGAAACUGUAAGGCAUAACAGUUUUAGUCUGUUAAUAUUUAUUUAAUUUUAGCAUAACAAUGUAAUAUUUCUUAGUUUAGCACCAAGAUCGCAGAAUUAUAACCACCAGUAACUUCAGAACUAAUCUGUAGUAACAUUAGGGCAUUUAACAAAUGUGCAUAAAGACCAGCUUAGUAUUUACAUAGUCAUUCUUGCAACAAGGAACUAAUCUGCCAUAUAUACUCUACUAUGGCUUCCCUCAAAUUCAUACUUGAAUUUUCCUAGAAUGAACUGACACAAAGAAAAAUUGACCUCUUGGGGUGUGGCCGUUUGAGGAGAACCUGAUCUUUGUUAUGCCACAUGGACAGAUUGCUGUUCACAUACCUCAUCAUGCACUAACUGUCAGAGUAUGCAAUAGUUCAGUUAAAUGCCUGUUUUGCCAUGAGGCCUGCUGUAACGCACACUGAAUUCUUGCCAGUUCCCCAAGGGUUAAUUGUUGAGUAGGUGACCUUUGGCUUCAGGGCAGCCAGAGCUGAUCUCAGCUUGCUGCAGUAUUAGAGGAUUAUAGGUUCCAAGAUGUAGAGAAACUGAGGCUCAAAGCUAUAUAAAUAUUGUGUGAUUAUUUCAUCUCACAGUUAGGUGGGGUUUUUUUUAGUGCAAAGCAACCACAGGAAGCUAUGAUCUAGAGUGGAGCAUUGGCAGGAGGAGUUGCUUAAUGCUUUCCCAUCCUGCCAUUUGUUCACUCAAAAAUAACAUCCUUCUCCCUAUCAUCUUUUCCUCUGUGAGUGGGAAGGUAGCUUGAAGAGGCAGUGGAAUUCUGAGCAGGCAAAUAGCAAGAAGGCUUCUCUCACUCUGCCUGCUUUUGAUCCUAGUUUCUGAUGCUAUUUUCUUUUUAACUGUUCAGGAAAUAAUCAUGCAGCUGUGUUGCAUGUAGUUCAAGCCAAAGUUCCAGGCGGGCUUGUUCUGUUUAAGUUUAUACAAUUUUGUUAAGCAUCAGUUUUGAGAGGGUAUAAUUUACAGUUUAAGCAGUUAUAUUCCCAGUGAGAUCAAAAGCCUUCUGAGUGCUUAGUGAAAUGGUCAGUUAUCUCUUGGAAAUGUUACUUGCUGUAUUACAUAUUGCAUCAAAGUUUUUGGUGUCAUAAAGGAUUUCUGUUGUGAUUGUUUUUCUUCUUGAAGUUAAAGGGCUGUACAGUGAAUUCUGUGCAUGUAGUGGACUUUCUAAGUCUUCGCAGAUUCAGUCAUCUGUGAUCCUAGGCAAGAUGCUCAUGAAUGCAGAGGAAGUUCAGGUGAGGCUUCUAAUACAAUCUAAGGAGUUGCUGUCAGAAAGUUGAAACUGGAAUCUGCCCUGUCUGAUCACAAGCCCUUGUGGACCGAUAAAAUAGUGUUUUGGUUUGCAAUAGAUGGGAAAUAUGAUGAGAAAAAAUGCUUUAUAGUAGAAGAAAACAUUAAGAGAAACACUCUGGUAGAAAAUGGGAAGCACAUGAGGCAAUGUGUGUGUAAAUGGCGCUCAUGGUUGCUGUGGCAGAGUGCAUAUGCAGUGCUGACCCUCUAAACCAGGGUUUGCAUUGAUGAAUAUUUAAUGCAGAACCAUGGUUAAUGUUGGAAGGGAAUGGCUGAGGGAGUGUAGUUCUGAAAACGUUCUGAGGCGAGUGAAGGAAGUGCUUAAAUUUAUGAAGCUGACUCCUGAUUUUGCAAAUCAUGGUUUGCAGAGAGCCAACCUUGCAUAUGAACUAGAACUGAAUGCAGUAGCCUGCAUUUCAAGGAAAACGAAUGCACUUCCGGUGAAAGGGUGGACUGCCCUCUAUUCAGUCAGUAUCUUUCAAGCGGUGUGCAUUUCUGUGCAGAUUCAUGCUCAAGGCACCUUCAGUGUCAUUGUUAAAAGCAGCAGCAAGAGGUCUAGUCAUAUUAAUUACCUCCCAACAUUAUUGUUCCUUGGUUGGGCUGUUUAGAUGCCAUCCCUUUCAGAUGUGGAAGAAGGGGAAGCACCUUAAUACUUCCAACAUGUAAUAAAAGGGUUCCCCCUCCAACAGUGUUUUGUUUUAAAGUAAUAUUUUGAUAUGUUGAAUAUAAUGUAAAUAGAAGUAGGCAGCCAUACAUAUUAAUGUAAAUAGAUGUUUAUACUUGUAGUAUUAAGGGUAUUUGUACAAACCUAAUAUUGCCUCAAAAUCUUCAAAUUCUUCUUCUAACUGCAGUUAUUUCAGUGUUGGUUUUAUACCCUUGAAAUUUGAAACAUCCAAAGUUGCCUCCAAUGUACUGCAUUAUUCUGAGCUUAUUUAUUUCAGAUCAUUGUAUCAUGUAUUUAUAGUGUGUUACUUACUCUUGUAUCCUGCGUGACAUUGUCAUAUAUAGAGGGUGUAAGGCUUAGAUUUGUUCUAGGAUUGCUGUGACUGUAGUUUUCUAAAGUUCCCUUUUUAGUAGAGGAAAUAAUGAACAUUGUUCCUCCUGUAGAAACAAUUGAGGCAACUGGAUUCCCCUUUGAACUAGGCUGCUCUGGUGCUAAUGUGAUAAGUCGUCCUCUCUCUGGCAUGAGAAUGUUUCAUAUAGAUUUAAACAGCUGCAUGUGCUUGCCUUCUGAAAUUCUAAUUGUCUAAAACAUAGGUGCACAUAAUCAUUGGUAUGUUGGGCAUACAUUCCUGCUCCACAUGUUGGUCAUUUGCCUGAAGUAGUACAAAAUUUAAACCAAUGUUUUAAAGAUAUUUUAGGCUUGAAGAAUCAGCUGUUAUUAAUUCACAGCUGAUCUGUAAACAUAACAUUCAGGAGGAGGGUAUUAACCAUUCAAAGACAUUGCAAUACCCAGUUCUGCAAAAUAAAUAUAAGCAGCAAGUUAUCAAGGUUUCUGUGGGACCUUUUGAACACACAUAAUAUGUGCAUAUUGGUCACGUGACACUUCUAAUUAUCUCCCACCACCAUUUGUUCAGGUUAAUACUGAAUGAAUGUGGUAAUAGUGUCAAUGGAGAAAGGCAAGCCAUGUCAUUUGGCUUGUGAAUUUGCAAAACAGUUGGGAAGUGUAUAGUAACAACGUAUGCUCAAUACUCACUGAGAAUAUGUAAUAAUUCCAUCUGAGAGGAAACUAAAAUUGCAGGGAUUAACUAAAUAGAAAUAUUUCUAAAAUAUGCAAUUUUGAAUCGCUGUUACAUUUUUUUAUACUCAGAUACAUCUCUCUCAAGCAAAUGGGACUUUUGCCAUUGGUUGCACUUGCACCUAAUGUUAAACAUGUAACGUUAAGCACUGAAUGAGCUUAAGUGUCAGGCUUACAGGUUCUCUCCUCUGCUCCUCCUGCAUAGCAGGAAGAACUUCACCUGAGUUUGUUUCAUUUUUAAACUUUGUGAAGUUUCAUAAUAAGCUGACUUCAAGCCAUAGAUUAUGAUGCUGGUUUAUUAAAUUAACCAAUGUUUUAAACCAAGAUUCUAGGAUGAAACUAAAUUGUAAUGCUACAUCAGAAUUUUUUAAAAAUGAAAAAAAGGUGAAACAAGGGAAAAGGGAUCUUGUGAGCCUGAUGCAUCACUCAUCUAUGUAACACUAAACCAUGGAUAAACAUUUUGUGCAAAUGUGGCUAGUGAUUUCAAAUGAAACACCGUUAUGUUGUAUUUCAAAUCUGAUUCCAGAAAAACAACAACCUUGUAUUAAUCAAGGAGCAAGCUAGUUAAAAAUGUUACACCGAGUAAAUGUUUCUUGAAAGUGUCAUACAGGAAGGUGUUUAUCUAUUGUGCCUGUGGUGACAAGCAAUGCAGAUUUGAUGGACACAGUAGGUUCCUUUAUAGUGAAGAUUUUUCAAAUGCUUCUGUCUCUGUGGAACACAGAACAGUUUUCCAAACCUAUGUGCAAGCUCAUGUAAAACAAACCGUAUGGACAACAUUUGGUGUAAACAUUUGUUUGCAAGUGAACCCCUUGAAUACUUGAUAUUUUGAAAUAAAAAUGGCUUCUCAUUGUGUCUCAUUCA